Molecule: messenger RNA, 1423 nt
Organism: Manis javanica (Malayan pangolin)
Lineage: Eukaryota; Metazoa; Chordata; Mammalia; Pholidota; Manidae
Source: RefSeq, a predicted model, not a curated record
UUUGUGGCUAGAAGGGGCAGUGAUAAUGAACAUAAGCUGUGAUAUUUAUUAAUAUUGGUUUUUAUAAAUCAGUCCUUUUUUUCAUAAUUAGGUGGAGACAGAAAAGAAAGAUGUUCUUGAUUUUGGUGAUUUGACUUACGGAGGCUGGAAAGCACUCCCAUUAAAAUUGGUAAACAAGACACACGCCACUGUGCCAAUCAGACUUACUAUUAAUGCUAAUGCCAUAGCCUGGCACUGCUUCACAUUUUCCAAGGAACCUGCUCCUGCUUCUAUGAAAGCUGCUCCUUAUGCCGAUGUGAUUGCUCAACUGGCAGCUCCUUCUGUGAUCAAUCACAUGAUGCCUGCCAGUUAUGAUGGGCAGGAUCCAGCAUUUCUCAUAAUUUGGGUCCUUUUCCAUAGUCCAAAGAAACGGAUCACUUCUUCAGAGAUUCUAGACUCAGCAGAAGAAUUUUUGGCAAGAGUUGAUAUAGAAGUUGACAGCCCAUACCCUACACCAGUCAUCAAAAGUAUUAGUCUUCAAGCAAGAGCAGGAAUAGCCAGGAUACAUGCUCCGAAAGACUUACAGACUGUGCACUUGUUUGCCAGUAUGACUUCCUCAACAAAGCAGCACUUACCUUUGAAAAAUGCUGGGAACAUUGACGUUUACUUAGAUAUCAAGAUCCCAGAUCAAGAAAAUCACUUUUCAGUGGAUCCAGAGAAUCUAUUCCUUAAACCUGGAGAAGAACAUGAAGUUAUAGUUUCAUUUACUCCAAAGGAUCCCAGAACCUAUGAGGAAAGGAUCUUGAAAAUAUUUGUGCAGCCAUUUGGACCUCAAUAUGAAGUAGUAUUAAAAGGUGAAGUAGUUUCCUCAGGAAAUAAACCUCUUAUCCCUGGAUCUUGCUGCUCAGAUAUUCCAUCAAUUUUGUCCAACAAACAAUUUCUGGCUUGGGGAGGUGUCCCUCUUGGUAGAACACAAAAGCACUAUGGAAAGGUAGGAAGAAAAGAUAAUCAGAGACAUUGCAUUCUGUUCAAGGAGCUUACAGACUAGUUGUUGGUAAAUACUACAUAUGGUAAGUAAAGAGUACAAGGUAUCUCUAAUAGAGUAAAUAUAUUGUGUCAUAGUUUAAUGUGAAUUCUAUCUCUGAUCUUAUUUUUAUAUUUGACUGCCUUAUGGGUAACUGAGUUAAUAAAAUUAACUGGCAUAUAAUACAUAGGAUAGUACUAUUUUUUUCCUUUCAUGAGCUUGGCAGCAUAGCUAAAUUUUUUUACCAACACUUGUAAUCAACAAUCUUGGUAGUUAUUACCCAAAUGGUAACUUUUUCAUAUAUUACACUUUUAUGUUUGUCCUAAAUGUUUUGCCCAUACAUUUCUGUGGUACCUGAGAAGUAUGAAUCUUCCAGCUAAAUCUCUACCACUUGUGUGAAAAAAAUACUUCUUUAAAAUU